This is a messenger RNA of Rosa chinensis, 543 nucleotides long. RefSeq names its product pentatricopeptide repeat-containing protein At2g01740-like. Gene Ontology annotation, molecular function: protein binding. The transcript is spliced from 2 exons. NCBI's taxonomy places the organism in Eukaryota, Viridiplantae, Streptophyta, Magnoliopsida, Rosales, Rosaceae. Bases 85 to 543 code for a protein of 152 amino acids. The record is from RefSeq and is a predicted model, not a curated record.
AAAACGCAGAGUUUCAAUCCUUCAGAGCUUCCGCCGCAGAUCAUCGGUGAAAGCUAGAGAGUACUACAGUGAAAAAUCAAAUCAAUGGAGGACAGUACUAGUUCCCCCAAUUCUACCUCCGAUGACCUCAAGAAACAUGUAAUGAAGGUUUUCAAGGACUCCACCCAUGACUGUGAGGACAUUUUCUUGAAAAAACAGUUUGAGAUGCUUUGUGACUAUGACUCCCUUAACAAUUAUGCGAUUUUGGUGUUCGAUUCUAUGGCGAAUUCCGGCAUGCCUGACGAAGCCAAAGAGCUCUUUAAGCCUCGCUCUGAGUUGGCCGUGCUGCCUGACGUGGCCGUCUUCACCAUUGUCAUUCGGUGCUAUGCCUAUGCCGGAAGGACCAAGGCUGCUCUCAAGGUGUACCACAGCAUGUUAGCCAGUGCUGUCGCCCCUGCCUCGGUUACUUACUCUAUACUCAUCACGGCACUUGCAAAAGACUCAUCUUCUGAUGUCACUUUCGUUGGGUAUGCCAAGAAGUACUUUUUUGGAAAUGUUGGAUAA